Juglans regia (Persian walnut) is the source of this 1110-nucleotide messenger RNA. RefSeq lists its product as uncharacterized. NCBI's taxonomy places the organism in Eukaryota, Viridiplantae, Streptophyta, Magnoliopsida, Fagales, Juglandaceae. The transcript has 4 exons. The record is from RefSeq and is a predicted model, not a curated record. Bases 708 to 1109 code for a protein of 133 amino acids.
UAAGUAGUCCUGGGCUAAAACUGCAACCCAGCAGCAAACAGCAGCAAUUCAUCUCCUGCCUUUUCUUCACUCUCUCUCUCUCUCUCUCUAUCUCUCAUGCCAUACCCAAACCUUCCAAACAGGCUACAUAAAUGCUUUUUACACUACACACAAACAGACCCUCUCUCUCUCUCUCUCUCUCUCUAAGAAUGACCCAGCUGGACCAAAAUUUGUACAGAAGGAAAAAAAGAAGAAAAGAAGAUAGAAUUGGAAGGACGGGAAGAAGGAAAGAUAGAUAUGUCUUCUAUUGUCCUCCGACCACAGCUCUCUCCCAAAGACAAACUCUACUUACCAUAAAUGCCCUUCUGCGAAUCCCAUCUUCUUCACUCGUUCCUCCCCCUCUAUCUCCAAUCUUCACGGGCCUUUUUGGGUUCUUACAUUCAAGGACUCCGCGGAAAGGGAGCCAAACCAAGAUACACAGAGCCAUCUCUCUCUAAAAUUACCUUUUUAUUGUUAUUAUUGUUUCGUUUGGUCUCCAAGUUUUGGUCUUGGAAUUGUGGUUUUGGUGGGUUCUCAUCAAUCUUCAGUCUUGACCUUUAUAUCUCUAAAAGUCCCAAUUCGAAUAGGAUUCGUCUAUUCCCUGACUACCGGUUUUAGGAUCGUAUUUAAAGACGCAAUUCUGGAGUAAAGGGCGAAAGGGGUUUUCAUUUGUAUUCAUUGGGAGUGCAAUGUUGAAAACUAAGAUGAAAAGGGUCGUCUCUAUGGAUCCUUAUCAAUCUCGUCCUAUCAAUGAAGAGGCUAGGGUUAACCUAAAAUAUCAAAUUUUAUUGCAGGAGUAUUUGGAACUGCAAAAGGAAUUCAUUUCAAAGAAGAGAAGAUUGCAGAAUGCAACAGUGAAUAGAGAAACCCUUUUGGCUGAAGUCCGAUUUUUAAGAAAAAAGCAUAAAUAUUUAUUGAAGGUACAAUCGCCCAAAGGUGAACAAGAAUUUGUACAGCGAAAAAACUCAGAUAUAUGUUUCUAUAAUGUUGGUGAAGCUGUUCCAAAACAUCAAUCUCCACAGUUCUGGAAUGAUGGAGAACGGAGCCUGGAUUGUGGAGAAGCGGCCAAAGUUGUUGGGAAGAAGAAAUAAU